Fusarium redolens is the source of this 503-nucleotide messenger RNA. RefSeq lists its product as uncharacterized. NCBI's taxonomy places the organism in Eukaryota, Fungi, Ascomycota, Sordariomycetes, Hypocreales, Nectriaceae. The coding region runs from base 87 to 395 and encodes 102 amino acids. The record is from RefSeq and is a predicted model, not a curated record. The transcript is spliced from 4 exons.
AGGUCAGGCCUGAUCAAUUCGAACUCUCGUUCUCCGAUACAUACGCCGAAUACAUUUAAGUCUGCUCAGGCAGCGCCGCCGUCACGAUGCCCGUCCCUUUUGAAGCUCUUCUUCCCUAUGCCAUCAUGAUUGGUAUGUUCGGUAUCUCUGGUACUGGUCUUGCCGUCAUCAAGACCUGGCAGAACGAGGGCAAGCGACCUCGUUACUCCGUGGAUCAAUGGGAUAGAGUAAGUUAUGGACAUACAACAGCAUCUUCAAUACUAAUUGGUCUACAGCAAAUGAUGGACCGUGACCGCCGACUUACGGGAACUCUACGAGGACAAACAGACAAACCAGAAGCGCCUUUAGGCUUCGAGCUGAACAACCCCUGGAAGUUGGAGACACGCUUUUCUUAAACAGCAAUAUGGGAACCAGGGGCAAGUAACCAGAGACGGCAGCCUAGAGCUGCAAUUGUAAAUACACACAUUUGGGGCACUAGUAGCAAGGCAUUGAAGCCUAUAAGA